This is a messenger RNA of Morus notabilis, 909 nucleotides long. RefSeq lists its product as uncharacterized. The coding region runs from base 1 to 909 and encodes 302 amino acids. NCBI's taxonomy places the organism in Eukaryota, Viridiplantae, Streptophyta, Magnoliopsida, Rosales, Moraceae. The record is from RefSeq and is a predicted model, not a curated record. The transcript has 2 exons.
AUGUGUGAUAAGGACGAUAAUACGAAAUGGCCGGCCACAAUUGAGGAUUUUUAUGUAGAACUGAUAUACGAAGAGUCAAAGACUGGGAUUCAAACAUCCACUCUGGACAGAAAAACGUGGAUGAAAAUUGCUAAUGAAAUAGCAAUUAAGUUUGGUAAGCAUUUCACAGCAGACCAGCUUAAAGCAAAGUGGAAUAGGCUUAGACGUAGCACGAGGGAGUUUAAGGCAUUAAUUGAAACAACAGGAUUUGGUUGGGAUUCUGAGACUAACACUGUCACAGCUGAAAAAGAAGUAUGGGAUUCAUAUGUGGCGAAACAUCCUGAGGCUAAGAAAUUCAAGAAAGGGGGUUUACAGCACUUUGUACAACUUUCCCAGAUUUUUUUUGGGACUAUUGCUACUGGACAGGGGUCAAUGAAUGCACAUACCGCCGUCAAUGUUUUGAAUGCGGCGAAAAGGGCGGCCACAAUACCGGAAGAGGUGGAGGAGGGUACAGGAGACUCGGAUGAAGUCCGGAGUGCAGAAGACAAUAGAAACAGACGGUCUCAGGGUCCUACUACUCGAUCCAAGAAGAAGGGCAAGAACAUCAGUGCAGUUGACACGGCCAUAGAGGUUUUGGCAAAGAGUGCUACCCUACGCAGUGAGACAUCUGUUCAAAAGGUUGAUUUGUUUCAGCAAUUUUUAGCUGAUAGGCAAGCCCGUACUAUUGCAUUAGUUGAGGCUCAGAAAGAGGAUCCAACUACAACUAUUGAAGCCUGUAUGGAUUUGUUGAAUGGGUAUGAGCCGUAUUUAGAGGACAAUGCGUAUAAUAAGGCAGCGCACCAGUUGGCUCUUGACAUUUCCCUUAGGAGGAUGUUUGUGAAAAUGCCCGCUCAUCGGCAUCUUUCAUGGAUUCGAAGCCUAGUGGAAUGA